CCCAGCCCCAAAACUGUUUCCUUUGGGAUGUCACGCCAUCCCGUCCGGCUGUGUGGGUCCCGCAGGGGCCCCAGCCCCACCCCGCCGGGCUGCGGUCUAACAGUCGCCCGGAUGGACGUUUCCUGUUGGCUUCCCGGCCAGACCCCUCCUGGGAGGCCAGGCGCUGCAGCCAUCAGGAGUUUGUUCCCAGGAGACAGACCCUUUCUCCCCCGAAGUCACUGUGGUCUGAAGGGAGGCCGCUGGGCAGGGGAGCUGGAGUCUGGGUGCCCCUGCCCUCCCCGAGGGCCUGGAGCGUCCCCAGCCCGGGCGACAGCAUCCAUCGAGCACACGCAGACCCAGAGCUGGAGCCCACUCCACACGGGCCCCCACCUCUGACCCCUCUCCAGCGACAUGACCAGCCCCGAGCCAGCCCCCGAGACCCUCGAGCCCGAUGGCCCCACCUGGCCCACUCAGCCCACGUACAGCAACCUCGGUGAGGUCCGCGCCCACCUGCUGCCCUCCAAGGCCUGCCGCCCCCGGACCCCUGGGUCCCCCUCCCCAGACCUGGAGCCCCUGCCCCCACCCCUGCCCAAGAAGACUUUAACCCGGACGCAGUCUCUGCCCACCCACGGGGCCCCCAGCCCCAGCUCUGCCAGGGCACAGCAGCCCCGGCAGCUCCUUCUAGGGUCCCACAGUGUGGACGAGACCCAGGCCGAGGCCGGGCCAGCCUGCCCCCCCUCAGAGCUGACCUUCAGCAUGCCUGACGCCACACUCGGCCUCUUGGCCCGAGACCUGCGCAGCCCCGAGGCCCUGCUCGCUGCGCUGGCCGCCCGGCAGCUGGAGGGCCUCCGCGUCAUCCGUGCCCUGCUUGGGGCCCGGCUCAUGGGGGGCCACCCUGGCCCCUGCUGCCCUGGCGACGGCUUCCGCCUCCUGGACAGCUCGCCCCGAGUGGAGAGCGGGGACGCCCUAUACUACCGGGUGGUGCGGGUGCACGAGGACACGUGGCACAUCCUGACUGCCAAGGUGCCCAAGCCCGGAGCCGAGGUGCCCCACCCGUGGGGCCUGGAGUUGCAGGCCUCCCUGCCCCCACACUUCAACCUGCAGGGGCUGUGUGGCCUGGUGCCCGAGGACACACUGCCCGGGGCGCCCUGGAGAGGCCCUGCGGUGCUGGCGGCAGAGGUGCCCGAGCGCACGGUGGCCCAGUGGCUGGCGGAGGUCCGCGCGCAGCGGUCGGAGGAGUUCGCUUGGGCCCUGGCCUUACUGCUACUGCAGCUGAGCUCCGCCCUGGAGUGCCUGGAGGCGCAGGGCGUGGCCCUGGCCGAGCUGCGGCCUGAAAACCUGCUGCUGGUGGCGCCGCGGGGCUGCGUGGCCUCGGAUCCCCCGCGCCUGCUGCUGGCCGACUUUGGCCGCGUCCGUCGGCGGCCCCUGGGAGCCCCGGGGACCCACGCGCCGCAGCUGGGCCGCCUGCUCCGCUCGCUGCUGGGCCCCGCUGCGUCCUUGGCCUCGCCCUUGGCCUCGCCCUUGGCUGCGGGCCUGGAGCGCCUGGCGGCCCAGCUGCCCCGAGUGCGGCCCUCUGCGGCCCAGACGCGCCGCGCGCUGCAGGCUCUGCUGUGGGGGCCGGGGCCGGAGCUGCGCGGCCGCGGAGCCCCUCUCGGGCCCUGGCUGCGGGCGCGCCGUGCGCUGCUGGUCCUGCACCUGGCCGAGCAAGCCGCGGGUGGAGAGGCGCCCGGCCUGGAGGACUGGCUGUGCUGUGAGUACCUGGCCGAGGCCACUGAGGCCUUGCUGAGCCAGGCCCUGGUGCUGUUGUGGGACUGACCCCAACCCGGAGCCGAUACACCUGGCAGAUGGCCCCCUGUGUCUCCACCAUAGACGACACAGAGUGCGGGCCCCUCCAAUGCCUGCCCCCUCCUAUGCUGGGGACUUAGGCCCAGGGCUCCCCAAGAGUGCAACUGCCCGCUCCAGGGCACCUCUCUGAUGCCAGGGCCACACACACCCUGCCAAUAAACGUCUCUCUGAAUAUGUCCCACUUUCCCAGCCGGUCACUGUCUCCAUGGGAGUGUGGACGCUGUCCUUCCAAAGCCAGGGCAAAGGCAUUUCUGGUCCUGGAGCACACCCUCGUGCCUAGGACGGCCAGCGACCCCAAUCCCAGUCCCUUGUGCAGAGCUGCCUGGUGCUCACAGGCUGGGGGGGGCUCCCUGGGACCUUAGACACCCAGCCCACCCAGGGCGAGUCCAGACUCUCCUGCCCCCAAGCCUCUCAUGCUGUCCCUGCCACCUCCUACUCUCCCCACCCCUCGACCCCCUCCCUGUUCCUUCCAGCCUCCAAGCCUUUGCAUGGGCUGUUCCUCUGCCAGACUGCUCCAGUCCCCCUCCUGUAAGCAAAUAAAGUCACCCCUCCAGUCGAGUGCUGCCUGCUAGCCCUGUUCUCUCCCUGCCACAGCAGGUGGUCACCACUUGGUGUAUUUGUUAGUUUCUGUGAGGCUGUGAGCUCCCUGAGGGCAAGGCCAGGCUUGGCAUACAGUAAGUGCUCAAUUAGUAGCCUAACACGAUAGAAUGAGCAAAUGGGCAAAGAUUCCUCAGGGGUCUCUGUUUACACCUCUGAAAUAUGAACUCAGGAGCUCUGAAGGGUCCCUUUGACCUCGCCUGAGGCCUCCUCCCUGAUAUGCCCCCAUCCCACCCCCACCCCCCGGCAAUCCUGGGGGAUCUAACACCCAGGUAUGACCAGGCUCCUCCCCUGCUCAGACACCUCCCAUGGCUCUCUAGUGCCCUCAGGAUAUACACAGGGCUCCUGCAAAGGCUCUGCAAAUUCUCUCUGGCCAACCCCACAUGCUGGCUGCCUAGUCCUUUACCCAAGUUACUUCUCCUCCCCUCUGCUUCAGACUCCUGUUCAACUUUCAACACCUAGGCUCCAAAGCCCUUUCCCUGCAUUUGCAUCGUCCAAACGGGCAGAAAGCAUGUGUCCGGCCCUGUUUUCACAGCCAACCCCACUGUCCCUCGUAUGCCUGGAUGUCUCACCCCUCCAGGUCUGUCCCACCCUCCAAGAGCUCCCUCCUCUUGUAGAAUGACCCCUUCAUCGCCCCCGCCCAUCCGAGCCAAGGCCCGAAUGGGCGGCGCUCCCGGAUGCGGCCGGCAGGUGGCGCUGUGGCCACGUGGACUUUGGCGGGUACGGGCCGGAAGUGACAGUCGGCCCCGACCGGAGCCCAGAGCUCUAGGCCUUCGCCUCUGCGUGCCACCUCCUGCCUACCCCACCCCAGCCCAGGUGACCACCAGAGGAGGGCUCCUGUCCCCAGCAUAGCGCUGCGAGGCCCCCCCAGGAGAGACUGGGGGACACGGGGCCCCAAGGCCAAUUCGAAGGUCAGAAAGUGAGGCUUGAGGGUCCUGAGUGGCAGCCGUGCUGGCAAUGACUGCAGAGUGAGCGCGUGGGCCUGGCCUAGGCCACAGGCCCAGUUAUCCUCUCUAGACAGGUGCCACCCAGGGCAGCCCUUCCCAGUCCCCAGCAACAUCACCAGCAACGCGGUCUUGGAGGUGUGAUCACUUUAUUCGGAUGUUUGAGCAGAAGGGUAGAUUAAUACCGAUCUUUCCAAGUUAAGAGACCUAAGACUGUUUCCAAAAGACUUCAAAUAAGAAACUUCUCAAAGUACAAGGAUAAUCUGAAUCAUCUUAAACCAGCAAUAAAAAAGUAAAA
Microcebus murinus (gray mouse lemur) is the source of this 3663-nucleotide messenger RNA. RefSeq names its product PEAK family member 3 (gene PEAK3). The record is from RefSeq and is a predicted model, not a curated record. Gene Ontology annotation, biological process: protein phosphorylation. Lineage: Eukaryota; Metazoa; Chordata; Mammalia; Primates; Cheirogaleidae. Gene Ontology annotation, molecular function: protein kinase activity. Gene Ontology annotation, cellular component: focal adhesion; actin cytoskeleton.